Molecule: messenger RNA, 1561 nt
Organism: Cynoglossus semilaevis (tongue sole)
Lineage: Eukaryota; Metazoa; Chordata; Actinopteri; Pleuronectiformes; Cynoglossidae
Gene: ift38
Product: clusterin associated protein 1
Exons: 13
Coding region: 222-1487 (421 amino acids)
Biological process (GO): cilium assembly
Cellular component (GO): microtubule organizing center; cilium; intraciliary transport particle B
Source: RefSeq, a predicted model, not a curated record
UUUUUUGUCCAAUAGAUGGCAGUAUAUAGCGUAACCAUGCCCUGACAGCAGCCAUUAUCCCUCAGAGAAAAAGAUGAGUUUCCAUGGAGACUCCGUGGUUUGAAGUGGAGCUAACUAGGCUAGAGCAGCGAAAGUGAACAGCUUUUCCUUGGGAACAUCCAACAACAAUUCGUGUCGGAUUGAAAACAGUUUAUGAGCUGCUCUACUUAACGUCGGUCACUAUGUCCUUCAGAGACUCCAGAAAUUUCACUGAAAUGAUGAGGGCCUUGGGCUAUCCUCGGCUGAUAUCGAUGGAAAACUUCAGAACUCCAAACUUCUCUUUAGUAGCAGAAAUUCUAGUAUGGCUUGUUAAGAGAUACGAACCCCACAUGGAUAUACCUACAGAUGUGGAUACAGAGUCAGACAGGAUUUUCUUCAUUAAGGCUGUGGCACAGUUCAUGGCUACCAAGGCUCAUAUCAAGCUGAACACAAAGCGUCUCUACCAGGCUGAUGGUUACGCAGUUAAGGAGAUGCUGAAAAUCACAUCAGUUUUAUACAGUGCCAUGAAGACCAAACAGUUGACCUUGGGAGAAAGAGUGGAGGAGGAAAACAGCAAGUUUAAGUUUGAUCUCGGUUCACGGGUUUCAGACCUGAAAGCAGCCCGACAGCUGGCCUCGGAGUCCACAGCUAAAGGAGCAUCUUUAUAUGAUUUACUGGGAAAAGAGGUUGAUCUGAGGGAAAUGAGGACUUCAGCGAUUGCCAGACCUCUGGAGAUCAACGAGACAGAAAAGGCCCUGAGAGCAGCUAUCAAGGAGGUGUUGGAAAGUGUGGAGAAGACCAAAGAGAUGCUGAGUAAUGUUGUGUCAGAUGAAAGCAGUUUGGAUGCCAAGAUAGAGAAGAAGAAACAGGAAUUGGAGAGGAACAGGAAGAGGCUUCUGACUCUGCAAAGUGUCAGGCCGGCUUUCAUGGACGAAUAUGAGAAAAUUGAGGAAGAUCUGCAAAAGCAUUAUGACGUCUAUGUGGAGAAGUUCAGGAACCUGUGUUUCCUGGAGUCUCAGCUGGAUGAAUACCACAGACUGGAGCAGGAGAGGUUUGAGGAGGCUGAGAACACUCUGAGGAUGAUGCAGCACAAACUGAGAGAUGAGGAGAGAGACAUGAUGAGGAGCUCCUUAAAAGAUGAGGAUUCUGACAUGGAGUUUCCAGAGGACGAAGGCUCGGACAGUGACAUCGAAGAGUCGAGACCUUCAAAGCCACAGCUCAUGCGGAAUAGCAUGUUAGCAGGAACAGGAAGUCGUUUUGUUGGGACCAUGCAGGGAGGUAACAGUGAUGAGACUGAGGACAGCGAAAUAGAUGUUGAUGAGGAUGAUGAAGAAGAUGAAGAUGGUGAGGAGGAAGAAAGCAGGGAUUUGGACAAUGACAGUUUGGAGGAAUCGGUGACCAAGGGGCCUCACAACUCCCUCGGAGGAAUUGGACCGCCCCUGUUGGAUGAAAGUGACAACGACUUCUGAAACUACUCUGUACUACUCUUUAACAUUUGUAUAAUUUUGUUUCCUAAAAUAAAAUAAUAACAGUAAUUAGGUUA